Messenger RNA from Parathielavia appendiculata, 1668 nucleotides. RefSeq names its product mitochondrial isocitrate dehydrogenase [NAD] subunit 1-like protein. Gene Ontology annotation, cellular component: mitochondrion. Gene Ontology annotation, molecular function: magnesium ion binding; NAD binding; isocitrate dehydrogenase (NAD+) activity. Bases 150 to 1331 code for a protein of 393 amino acids. The record is from RefSeq and is a predicted model, not a curated record. The transcript has 3 exons. Gene Ontology annotation, biological process: isocitrate metabolic process; tricarboxylic acid cycle. NCBI's taxonomy places the organism in Eukaryota, Fungi, Ascomycota, Sordariomycetes, Sordariales, Chaetomiaceae.
CUCGGGCAAUCUUGGAUUUGUGUUUCUGGGUUUUUGCGGUAUUUGCCCUGAGAUAACCAGUUCUUCGCCUUGUCGUCUUCCCACUUGCAUCAAGUCGACCGUCUUCUGGAGUAGCCUUAUUUGCCGCCCUCUCUGCUCAAUUGCCCAAGAUGCUGUCCCGAAACUCUACCCGCGCUGCCCAGCGCCUCCUCAGAGCCGCUGCCCAACCCCAGCAGCGCCUAAACCUCGCCCGCGGUUUUGCUAGCGUCAGCGACGCCCCGGCUCAGACGGUCCAGUCCGACAUCUUCAAGCCCACCAAGUACGGGGGCAAGUACACCGUAACUCUAAUCCCCGGCGAUGGUAUCGGUGCCGAAGUCGCCGACAGCGUCAAGACCAUCUUCAAGGCCGACAAUGUGCCCAUCACGUGGGAGCAGAUCGAGGUUUCGGGUCUCGACGACGCGAGCCCCACCGGUCGCACCGAGGAGAAGUUCCAGGAAGCCGUGGCCUCUCUCAGGCGAAACAAGCUUGGCCUGAAAGGUAUCCUGCACACCCCCAUCAGCCGCUCCGGCCACCAGAGCUUCAACGUGGCCAUGCGCCAGGAGCUCGACAUCUACGCCUCCAUCUCGCUGGUCAAGAACAUCCCCGGCCUGAAGACGCGCCAUGAGAACAUCGACCUCUGCAUCAUCCGUGAGAACACCGAGGGCGAGUACUCUGGGCUGGAGCAUCAGAGCGUGCCCGGCGUCGUCGAGUCGCUCAAAAUCAUCACGCGCGCCAAGUCGGAGCGCAUCGCCAAGUUCGCCUUCAGCUUCGCCCUGGCCAACAACCGCAAGAAGGUAACGUGCAUCCACAAGGCCAACAUCAUGAAGCUGGCCGACGGUCUCUUCCGCGGCACCUUUCACCGUGUGGCCAAGGACUUCCCCCAGCUCGAGUGCAACGACAUGAUCGUCGACAACGCCUCGAUGCAGUGCGUCGGCCGGCCGCAGCAGUUCGACGUCAUGGUCAUGCCCAACCUGUACGGCGGUAUCCUGUCCAACAUUGCCGCUGCCCUGGUUGGCGGCCCUGGCGUUGUCCCUGGAUGCAACAUGGGCCGCGACGUUGCCGUCUUCGAGCCCGGCUGCAGACACGUCGGUCUCGACAUCAAGGGCAAGGACCAGGCCAACCCCACUGCCCUUCUCCUCAGUGGCACCAUGCUGCUGCGUCACCUCGGUCUCGACGAUCAUGCCAACCGCAUCUCCAACGCCGUUUACGACGUUAUCGCCCGGGGCCAAGUCCGGACCCCCGACAUGGGCGGCCAGGCCACCAACCAGGAGUUCACCCGCGCCAUCCUCGAAUCCAUGGAGAAGGCUCUUUAAUAAACCCGCCCACAUCCCUAAACAAACAUGAUUCGCACGGCAAGUGUAUAUACCCGAUUAGCGCCAUGCCGCCAUCAAGAAACGGUCUCGACCCGAUGUAGAGUCUCCGGUUAGCGGUCUAUCAUACUCUACAACGCUGGACAGGUGGGUAGAUGGGGUAGAUGGGGCUACGGCAUUGAUCCUCAUUAGACUGGACAAAAAGGGAGUGACGGGGAGCACAGCAUGCGGCGGACUCUGUACUGUAUGUGUAUGCAAGAUGGCGGCCGUAGGGGCAGACACUUAUCUUUCCUAUGUGUUGCCAGUUAAUGAUGUGAAUGCAACUUGGUUAUGAAGCAAU